AUGGACUUUUCAUCAAACACCACUGAAGCCAAAAGACAGCAAACCUGGUGGCCACAAUUUAACUAUCCUUCGCUCCCAUCCGGCUUUCCCUCCUCCAGCUCCUCCUCAAGCCGCGCUCCCGUGCCCCAGUCCCUUCCCCGCACUAGCCCCAUUUUCCGCCAGGAUUUUCGCGGAGAUGGGAAGGAAUUAGAGACUGUCCCGCCCUCCCUUCCCACAGCCUUCCAAACGAAGUCGCCCGCGUCCCACUCCCGUCCUCCUCUCACCCGCCUCGAGGGCCACCGCUGCUCCCAUUCAGGUGGCGGGAAAGUCGGCACCGCCGCCGCCCCGCCGAGGAUCCCCACCGGCCUUUCUGGGACAGAGCGGCGGGUGGUCCAGACCCGCUACCGGCGGAGGAAGACCGCGCUCGGUCGCCCGGCAACGAGGCCCGCGCCCGCCCCCGCCCCCUGGCCGGGCCCUCGCGGGUCCCUCCGCGCGGCUUGCCCCCACCGCUCCCGCGCUUUUCUGCCUCGCGGAGCCGAAACCCGGGCUGAGCGUCCUUGCGUCUCCGGGAGGUGGUGA
Manis pentadactyla (Chinese pangolin) is the source of this 558-nucleotide messenger RNA. RefSeq names its product putative HTLV-1-related endogenous sequence. Bases 1 to 558 code for a protein of 185 amino acids. The record is from RefSeq and is a predicted model, not a curated record. NCBI's taxonomy places the organism in Eukaryota, Metazoa, Chordata, Mammalia, Pholidota, Manidae. The transcript is spliced from 2 exons.